CUCUCAAGUUUUAGAAAAUAUUUAGAGAGAACAGUUCAUGAGAGCUCAGUUUGAAAAAAAAGUAUGUUCAUUCUUUUUACAUGACAAAGUUGGGCUUCUGCAGUAUCAGCAAAACAGAUAAAAGCGACUCUCGCAACAUUGCAGUAAUGUUAUACUCAAUAACACCGAAUUCAAAUUUUCACUUGCGCCGGCAACGCGAAUCCAACGAUCUGCGCAUUCCCUCCACGAGUCGCCAAUGAACUGCGCCGGUGCCGCGGUCACUCGGUUGGCGCGGCGGUUCAGUCUGUGAUGAUCGCUCGCGCGGUUCGGUAUCAAUGUGCGUCUGCUUGUAGAUCGUGACGCCGGUUUCGUAGACAUAAUAUUGUUUUAUCGUGGAAGCACACAACGACGGCCAAUUGACGUUUGCUUCGGUGAAUUACGAGAAAACCUUCUGGAGUCUGCGCGAACAGAAGCGACGGACGAAUCGCGUCGCAGGCAUGCAAGCCCGCCCUAGCUCUCACGUGCGCGUUUGAAUUUUCGAAAAGGGCAAGUGCCGCGCCGGGGUGCAGGUGUAUUGUUCGGUGCAAAAGGUGGUGCUCCUGAGCUUGGACGCGGUGCAUUCUCGAAAACGUUGGCAGAGCCAGCGGAAUGUGGCACGAGAGGGACCAUCUCGGAAGCCAUGCCGGCUGACGAGUUCGCUGGAAAUCGACACAGAGGCAGACCCAGGCUGCAGCCGCCCUAACGAACCGCUAUUCUCAUCGACAAGGUCAUCCAGCGAAUCAAAUCAUGCCGACGACUCUUGCCGUGUUUUCGUUUCGCCGCGAGUCGAGCGUCCAGCAACGGGAAUCGUGAAUAGAGCAUCGUGUCUAUGUUAUCCGGCACCUGGGACGAGCGCGUCCGCGAAUCGUUGGAAGGCGAAACCGGAAGUAACCGUUAAACGACGCUCGGAAAAACUGGAUUCGAUCCUCGAUGCUAUUUCCCGUUGCGACAGCAUCGUUCGUUCGCAGAAGUCGUAAAAUCGACUCUGAAAGAUAGGGGCGAGUCCAGUCGGCCCGGUUUGAGGUUGAGCUGCUCAACCCUGGGACGCAAUUAUCCGCGUACCGAUGUCGCUGCCUGUGGGUUCCAUCUGAUGUGCGUCGGACGUAGAAGAAACGUUGGACGGAAAUCGCGGACGUGUUAAUAAGACAGUUGGAAUGCCGAGGAAGUGAGUCGAGAGAAUGAGAAUGCCACGUCGCAGGAUUAGGACGAUCGAUCGUACCAGGACAAUCAAGGAUACUCGUGUUUAGCAGAACUAGAAACACCGAUGAUACUUCCUGCUCGCUCAGUCCCGUGCAGAGGGUCGCUUUCGAGUAAUACUCUCAGGUUUCGAGGAAGCGCGGCCAAGAACGAUCAGACUGUAAUUAUUCUAGAGCCUGUAAUCAUGUCCCCACCGAAGGUGCUUCCUGUUCCCGCGGCGCAUCGCGAAGACUCUUGCUCGAGGAGUUUCCACGAGGCCUGAGCGGAAGGGUGGCUAUGUAGCCCGGUGAAUGCCGUCGCCAUGGUGGAGCUGGUGUGCAGCAACUCCUUGAGCCCAGGUACGUAGUCCUCCGCGAGGCUGGACGGGGCGAGAUAAGCCUCGAGCGAGAUAAACCGCGAGAAGGGAAUUUUGUCGAAAGUAGCAGCCGUUCGAAAGUCCUAAGAGAAGGAUCCUGACGCGGGGCGGCAUGUAGGGGAGCAGGAAGAGGCGCAGUCUUCCUCCCGGCGACCCAGCGUGUCGAGUAAUGCUGAAGCACAUCCUGACGGGGCAACCGUCGUCAGCGGGCUCCAGGCAUCAUCACAAUGACUACCAGCCGAGCUCGGGCUCGUUGCACGGCGGUCACCAUCAUCACCACCAUCAUUCCAGCCAUCAUCAGGACCAGCAGCACCAGCACUACAACCAAGGGACGGUUCGCGCGUCCGGGAACGGCGGACGCGGCGUCGACGUCUACGACUCUGUGGUACAUCCGUCGCAGCAGAGACCCGUGAACACACAUCAGGCUGCGACCACGCCGUCCUCGACGCAUCGACAUCCCCUGAACCACUCUCAGCUGAGCGUGAACAAUCUUUCGCAGCGGCUGAACCACUCCCACGCCCUCAACCUCUCCACUCUGUCCACAUCCAAGCACUCGGUGAACAGUGUCAGUCCCGUAGCUGGCGGGAACAAUAACAACAACAACGUGUCGACCACGUUGGGACAGACGGCCGUGUCCCAGGUGCCUUUGCAUCAGGACAACAGGCCCAAGGUGAACGGAGGUUUCGACAUCUCCAGGUUGUCCAGGUUACCCAGUCAAACGACACCAUCGCCAGCACCUGUCCUCCAAGCUGUCGCCACUGGUGGACACUUACCUGGAGGCGUUGGUUCCACUGCGUUCCCGUUGAACGCUUCCUGGUCGUCGUCCCUGUCGAGGAAUCACAAAGACUACGAGGCUGGAGCUAGAGAGACUCUCACCAGCCUCGGUCUGCUGUGUCUGGUGUCCCUGCUACUGGCUCUACUCUCGUUGAUCUUCCUACUGAAGAUCUCGCCGUUAACUGUAACGCCGAGUAGCCUCAUCAGCCCGGAGGAGUACACGAUAGUGUACGAGGUGACCUUGGCGCUGUGCGCUCUCGCCCUAUCGCUGAACCUGUGCUGCCUCCUGGUCUGCGCCAUACAGUUCCUCUUCACCGUCAAGCUCGUCAAGACUUCUUAUCAGGGACACUGGAGUAACAAGUACCUGCAAAAAUCGUCCAUCAGCCGUGUAUGCGCUGUCGGAGGCUUUUUCAUUAGCAUUCCUGUCUUUUUGACUGGCAUGAUAUUAUACACGUUCAUCCAGUUUCAUUCGACCCCGGCUAUCGUCACGUCGGUUUUUAUAGGAUUGGGCAUCGUAUUUUGUGGAUGCGCCAUGGUCCAUAACGUCUUCGUGUGGCAGAGGGAGAAGACGAACGCCGUGAAGGCGUUGGCGCGCGAACAGUGCGAGGCUGCGGUACAGUUACAGAGACAGCAGCAGCUCCAACAACACCAGACUGGCCAACCCCAUCUGCAACAUCAACAACAGCAGCAUCGUGGUCCAUUGACGCACUACGCCGGCUGUGCGACGAAGGUCGGUCCUCUGGUUGGCCAGCCAACAGCUAACCAUCCGACACAUGGUCGAGCAGCGCAGUAUCAGCAUUAUCAUCACCAUCAUCAUCAUCGACACGUAUCGAUGUCACCACCCCUGUUGCUCUCAUCGCCAGCUCCAAUGGCAGCGACGCACAACCACGUGAACGCUACCAGUCACAGGAACAUCGUUACGCCGCCUGACACUCCUGGGGACAGAUCGCCACCGAGUCCAGGGAACAAGCUGAACAGGUCUCAGCAUCUACCACGAGAAGCCAGUGGUAGCGUAAGUCCUGGGCUCCCAGCAGCCACUCUGGACCUCAGCAGUGCUGCGACCACCAACAGUCCUCAUGAGCUGUCCACUUUGGUCUAGGCCUUAAUCAGACCUCGCGACCUUGUACAGUAGUGCUUGAAUCCUGAGAUAAAUCCGCGGUCAACCCUGAGUAAUAGAUAAUCUACGAUUCUGAGCUUUUUCAUUUAAUCGGGCACUAUUGUAUUUUGGUCAACCUCCUUAUUUAAGCGGAAGUCAGACCUUGGCAGUAUUGCUGCAACCAAUGAUCCUCGAACGUUGUCCAUGUUUAUGUAUGAAUCAAGAGUUAAAAUAUUGUAAGAAUCUGUUAUGAGAUGAUAUUGUUAACGAAUUAUCGAAGUUUCAGGAAUGAAACUGAGUCUAAACGCGUCCUUAUUCGUAAACGUAUAUUUGCAAAAUUUUUAAAUGUUUCGUUUUAUUCGACAAAGCAGCAAUGAUGAUUUCUCAAGUUUAUAUCAGACGUGAAAUAAAGUAAAACCUGCGUUUCAAUGUGUCCCCAACUUUAAGAAAUAUUGUAAAAUUACAUUUAUAGGUGAGUUUGGUGACUUGAUUUAGCAUGGCAACAGGUGUGGAAGAUUGAAAAAUGACCGUUUCCAAAGAAUGAAUUAAAGUAAUUAAGCAUUCGCAAGAAACGUAAUAAAUGUUUUACAUACGAUGAGCUUAAAUUAUAAAAUUGUGUAAGAGAUCAUUUUUGACUAAACUGAAUAUUCACAUUUGUUAUGAAGAAAAAGUGUUAAAAAUGUUGAAGUUAUUCGUUGACUAUCGUGGACUAGAAAUGAUACGAUUAAUUCUUCGAUAAUAGGAGGAUGUCUGCACAUCCAUAAAUAACGACUAAUUUAUACCCGCAUGGAUCUUGCCAUUUCUUUAUUAUUAUUAUUAAUCAUGCGAAACCUCUAGUCCUAGGUUACUUUCGUCUCCACGAAAGAAUAAGAUUUUCCGAUUUUGACUAUCGCGCGAUCAUGCGAUUACAAGUUCUUCGUAGCGUAUGUGUAAGAAGUUUAUAUUAUUAAUAUAGAGUGUAAAUCGUUUUGGUUCUACUAUUUAAUCGUU
This is a messenger RNA of Hylaeus volcanicus, 4430 nucleotides long. RefSeq lists its product as uncharacterized. The record is from RefSeq and is a predicted model, not a curated record. NCBI's taxonomy places the organism in Eukaryota, Metazoa, Arthropoda, Insecta, Hymenoptera, Colletidae. The coding region runs from base 1740 to 3443 and encodes 567 amino acids. The transcript has 5 exons.